AUGCCAAACAUGACCGCAUCAAUCCGACCAGUCAUUGGCCCACGAAGGCCCGUCUACUGGUCGAUUGUCUACAAUAAGUUUCUCCCUACUCCUUCUCCGCCUCCAGUCAUGAAUCCUACCCGAUCUCUGGUGUCACAGAAGUCAUCCGACUCCGGGCUUCACAUCCAGCUCCACCCGCUCGUCCUGCUCACCGUCUCCGACCAAAUCACUCGACACCUUGCGCGGCAGCACACCGAGCCCGUGCUUGGCGGCCUUCUAGGCCAGCAAAAUGGAAGAGAGAUAACCCUGGAGCAUGCAUUCGAAUGCCCAGUGACGAUCAAUGAGCACAAUGAAAUCAUCAUGGUCGCAUCUUGGUUCGAAGAGCGCUUGCAGCAACUCAAGGAUGUGCACAAGAGCCCGGCCCUUGAGCUGGUCGGGUGGUGGGCAAUCGCUCCGCCAAGUGGGCCGACAGGCGCCUACCUCCCUCUCCACCAACAGAUCCUCCGAGACUACAAUGAAUCAGCUGUCUUCCUCGGUUUCCACCCACAAGACCAAGCAUCGGCCUCGAAUGGCGCAAAGCUACCCCUCGGCAUUUUCGAGAGUGUCUACGAAGCCGAGACUACCCCCGACGCAAAAGACAUGCAGGUUGAUGGCGAAGAAGGGAAGCUGAGCAUCAAGUUCCGUGAAUUACCAUACUCAGUGGAGACGGGAGAAUCAGAGAUGAUCGGCAUUGACACCAUUAACCGACCAAACGCGCACAUGCAAAAAAAAGACAAGCAGCGCUCCGAGACCGAGCUCUCUCAGGCGGACGAAGAAUUGGUUGCAAACCUUACCACCCGCUUGAACGCAGUGCGCACACUCGAGUCCCGCAUUUCGCUCAUCAAAUCAUAUCUCUCCAGCCUGGCACAUGCAGGACUUGGAUUACAAGACUCCGAAGAUGACAAGCAUACCAAGUUGUCCCACCCCAUUGUUCGCGAUGUGAAUUCCCUCCUCUCACACCUAUCCAUCCUGUCACCAGCGGAGCAAAGCUCUUUUACCACCGAGGUGAUCUCCCAAAGCAACGACGUGCAACUGAUCUCUUUGCUCGGUCAGCUCGGCGAAAGCGUCAAGAGCAUGCGAGAACUCGGCCGCCAAACUGCUAUCAUACAAGCGAGCAGCAAGGCAGCUAAAUCACGUCUGGAAUACCGCAUUGGUAUGCAGAUGGGUGGCGAGGACCGCAUUCCCGGUUCAAUGCCGGGUCCGUACUAA
Molecule: messenger RNA, 1227 nt
Organism: Penicillium brevicompactum
Lineage: Eukaryota; Fungi; Ascomycota; Eurotiomycetes; Eurotiales; Aspergillaceae
Product: COP9 signalosome complex subunit 6
Exons: 4
Coding region: 1-1227 (408 amino acids)
Biological process (GO): protein deneddylation
Cellular component (GO): COP9 signalosome
Molecular function (GO): metallopeptidase activity; protein binding
Source: RefSeq, a predicted model, not a curated record